Aspergillus piperis CBS 112811 is the source of this 513-nucleotide messenger RNA. RefSeq lists its product as uncharacterized. NCBI's taxonomy places the organism in Eukaryota, Fungi, Ascomycota, Eurotiomycetes, Eurotiales, Aspergillaceae. The transcript is spliced from 5 exons. The record is from RefSeq and is a predicted model, not a curated record. The coding region runs from base 1 to 513 and encodes 170 amino acids.
AUGGCUGGGUUUAAGGACGUGUUCAUCGAUAUGGAGCGCCUGCGACUCAAUUCAAUAUCGCAUGCCACUUCGUUCACGGUAAGCCCAGUUAUGAAGAAUAUCACUCAGACCACCUCCACUUGCUUUAUGCCUUUGAACAGCUAUGUUCUGUUGACUCCUACUUCAAUGGUCCCGUUGGUCGGUGAGCAAUAUAUUUACGGUCAGUGGGUAGGAGCAGCUUCGGACGAGUGCUUCAAUCUAACUGGUACAUGCGAUGAGUGGAUGACACCAGAUCCUGCGAAUGGGGACGUCAUCGUAUUCUUCGCCCAUGAUAAGUUAAUUCCUAACAACAAAGGGUUACCCCAUAUUAUUAUUCUGGAGAACGGCAAGGCUGAGCUGGAUGCAACUGAAGAGGUACUCUUUGCAGCAAGCCCUCUCUCUAUUGGUUUGUUGAAGGAGCAGCCCGAAUCUACGGAGAUAUUAUCCGACACAGCCAGCAUGGGGUUCCAAAAGAGCCAAUCGGUUCCAACAUAG